This is a messenger RNA of Myripristis murdjan (pinecone soldierfish), 1349 nucleotides long. Its product is annotated as histone H2B 1/2-like. The transcript has a single exon. Lineage: Eukaryota; Metazoa; Chordata; Actinopteri; Holocentriformes; Holocentridae. Gene Ontology annotation, molecular function: structural constituent of chromatin; protein heterodimerization activity; DNA binding. The coding region runs from base 113 to 487 and encodes 124 amino acids. The record is from RefSeq and is a predicted model, not a curated record. Gene Ontology annotation, cellular component: nucleosome.
CUCAACCAAUCAUACAGGCGGAGCGGGCAGACGGGAUGACGUCAGCUUGGUCUACAUAUAGCAGCGGCGGCGGAGCAGCGCAACAUCCACUGGGAAGCGACGACGCAUCAGGAUGCCUGAACCAGCCAAGUCAGCGCCCAAGAAGGGCUCCAAGAAAGCCGUGAGCAAGACCGCCGGCAAGGGCGGCAAGAAGCGCAGAAAGACCAGGAAGGAGAGCUACGCCAUCUACGUGUACAAGGUGCUCAAGCAGGUGCACCCCGACACCGGCAUCUCCUCCAAGGCCAUGGGCAUCAUGAACUCCUUCGUCAACGACAUCUUCGAGCGCAUCGCCGGCGAGGCGUCCCGCCUGGCUCACUACAACAAGCGCUCCACCAUCACCUCCAGGGAGAUCCAGACCGCCGUCCGCCUGCUGCUGCCCGGGGAGCUGGCCAAGCACGCCGUGUCCGAGGGCACCAAGGCCGUCACCAAGUACACCAGCUCCAAGUGAGCCAGCCCGCCCCAACAACAACCAAAGGCUCUUCUAAGAGCCACCCACCUCUUCCGGAAGAGCACAUCUCUUAUUUCAUUAAUCAAUUCAAAGUUAAUACAUGAAUUAUUUUUAAGCUAUGAUAGAAAUUAUAAUUUUCAAUUUCUACUUUAACCUACUUGUGUUUAUGUGUUUAACUUAGCCUAUAUAUAAGUAUUCCAAAAUAUUUCAUCUGUUUUAAACUUAACAAGUGGACAGCAAUUUCACAGUAAGUCUAUUAUUCAACUAUGAAGGCUUCAACUGACAAUACUGACAGUUGCCAGAUUCUAAAAAUUAAAUUAAAAUAGCCUACAUAAACAUGCCUGAAAACAUAUGAGCAUUAUGCCGAUGCUUGUCAAUAUAUCUGAAUCCUCCUUCAUUCCAUAUCUAUUUAGUCCGACCACAGGAUUUUUAAUAAUUGAGAUUAGAGGGAACUAACAUACUAAUAAUAGCCUAUACUAACUAACUAACUAACUAAUAUUUCCAUCUCUGUAAAUAAAUUAGUAUUUUUGGAGAUGUAAUGACCGCCAUGAAGCAGCUAACAAAAACAGCAAAAUCCAACAAAAACAAAACAGACUGUGGAGGCAGAAAAAUUAACGUUCACCAUUUCAGAUCACAUUCCAAAAAUAACGAAGAUCCAACCUAAAGAAAGCCUAAUUAUAUGUUUUAAUUACGUUUUAUCCUCUUUCUGUUUUUAUCAUUUUAAUGUAGCUAUUUUUCCUUUCUUCUUAGUAUUGAUGUUUUUGUUGUUUCCAAGUUUAUUCAAUCAUUUGUGUCAAUGUAUUCAUUUCAUCUGCACAAGAAAAAAAGAAAACUGCAAUGUACCUGAAUUAGGAAUUUUUCA